AUGUUAGAAAGUGAUUGGAAAAUAGUAACUAAUAAUUAUAACAGGAUUUUAGAAAAUUUUGAUAGCACAAUUGAAGAAGAAGAUUUAAAUGUAUAUGAAGAGUUGGAGGACACAUACUUAAAAAUUUAUCAACGUUUAAAUAGAGAUAGAGAGGAUAACAAAAUCCUGAUGAAAGAAAUAGCAGGAACGGUAGAAAAGCAGAUGGAGAAAAUUGGGGAAAGAGACAGGAAGAUCGAGCAGAAAGUAGAAGCUACAAAUGCCAGUGUAAUAGCUGCAGGAAACAAAAAGGAGCAAAAGAUAGAAGCAGUAGGACGAGAAAGUAUUGCACUCGAUGAUCAUCUCUCCAACAAAUGA
Pieris macdunnoughi is the source of this 354-nucleotide messenger RNA. NCBI's taxonomy places the organism in Eukaryota, Metazoa, Arthropoda, Insecta, Lepidoptera, Pieridae. The record is from the annotation of a GenBank genome assembly.